Messenger RNA from Peniophora sp. CBMAI 1063, 2790 nucleotides. Lineage: Eukaryota; Fungi; Basidiomycota; Agaricomycetes; Russulales; Peniophoraceae. The record is from the annotation of a GenBank genome assembly.
AUGCCUCCUCGGAGGGACCGAGCAAGCAAGAUCGCCGGAGCUGCUCGCGCUCGCGCUGCGAAGGCAGUUCUUCAUGCCCAGCUACCGCUCGAGGAGACACCAGAGCCAGCCGAGCCAGCCGAACCCGUCCCGCCGCCCAAUCCCGAUCCUGAGCCAGAACCCGAGCCCGAGCCUGAGGGCGAGUUGCCGCCUGCAUCCUCUCCUGCCUCGUCCGUGCACGAACUGAGCGACGACGACGAAAUUCAAAUCGUCGCACACCCUUUCGUGCAAUCAUCUGCGGAGGGAGGGUCAAAACAAUAUGGAGAUGAGGAUGAGGAAGGAGAUGGCGAACCUGGUUAUGCCGCCGAGUUGUCCGACUCAGAGGCUGAAGUGGAAGAACUCGAGGGUGAUGAGCUGAGGCGGGAGAUGGACGCCCAAGCGGCUCGCGUGGCGCGCUCGCUCGCCACAACCGUGACGGCGAACGACGAUGAAAUUGAAUUACCCGCGCGCGCGCUUGGUCCGUCCGCGGCGGUCGGCGAGCCUGCGAGCCGCGACGUGGGGACCGAGUCUCCUGAACGUCCAUCAUCGCCGGCGGAUAUCUCUGCAGACGUACACCGUUUCGUGGAGGGAGCACUCGAUGACACUCGAGAGCGUGAGGCUGCAGAGGAGAAUGAUGAAUAUGAUGGUUUCUUAUCGGACCUCGAUGAUGAGGACGAUGUGGGGAACUUCGGUGCAGUUCAAGAAGCAGACGAAUGGUAUGCGAGGAAAUUCGCCGACGCACCUGUUCAGCUCUCCGUACGCUCGCGCUCGCGCUCCCGGUCGCCUUCAUCGCAUGGAAGCUCGUCGUCGAGCUCUUCACCAUCCUCACGUGCAUCGUCUCCCGCCGCAUCGAAUCGAAGCAGUGACCGCGCACGAGCUCCCUCCCUAUCGCCAGCUCCCCAGUCUGGCUUGCCCGAUGCUGAGGUAGCCGAUGCUGAUGUCGCUCUCGAACCAGUUCGGCGAAAGCGGCGAAAGUUGGAGGUGCCGGCGCGAGUGGCUCGAGAAAGGCGGAAGGCAGCCGCACGCGCGGCGCUCGAGGCUGCUCUCAAAGACCUGAAGAAGCUUCUCAAGUCUCGGAAGAAGGUUCUCGUCGGUGGCCACAAUAGCCUGCAAUCUUACCGCGCUCACGCCAUCCGGACAUGUCUGCAUCUGAUGCUGAGAAAGAAGCAGCGAAUGAUUGAGGCCUCAGUCACGGCGGCGUUGGCGAACGAGUUCUCGGAGAGUUGGGGUGCUCGUAUGGUCCGUCUGUGGACACGCGUAUGGGUGGUUGAUCGUCUGCUUCCUGAUUCGGACCGUGGCCGGCAUGCGAAGAUAUUCUCUCUGCUUACCGAUCCAAUCGCUCGUGCUGCAAUCAGCUCGUACCUUCGCUCACACAAGUGGACAGUGCGUAACCCGACAAAGCUUCAGAAGCUCCUGCGCAAAGAGCUUGCACCCGAAGAUGCUGCCGAGUAUACCCGAGAUAUCAUCUCGGAGGACAUCCCGCUCGGUCUCAAGGAUUACAUCGACAACACACUCUUACCUCGCAUGCGUGUCAAGCCAGGGCGAAUCGGCAUCUCUGUGUCAGCCGUACGUCGCCUCAUGGAAGCUGAGGGCUUUGCAUACACGAUGCACAAGAAGGCUGUUUAUUACGAUGGCCACGAACGCCCCGAUGUUGUCGCAGAUCGCAACGAGCGCUUCCUGCCGGCCAUGCAGGCUUAUCGCCACCGCAUUCGCCGCUUUAAGAUUGGAGAAGUUGAUGUCGAAGAGAUGCUCGAGGUGCCUCUGGAAGGAGAAUGUCGCCUGGUGCUUGUUGCGCAUGAUGAGAUGACAGCUCAGGCCCACGACGGGCUUCGAUACAGCUGGAUUCUCGAAGGCGAGCAGCCAUUGAAGAAGAAGGGUGCCGGGCGGGGUAUACAUCAGAGCGAUUUCAUCUGUUCGACUGUCGGUUGGUUGAAGGAGGCGAGUGUCACCCUCGAAUACGGCAAGAAUCACGAUGGCUUCUGGAACGGUAAACUCUUCGUCGAACAGCUCAAGACAAAGUUCUUCCCUGCCUUCGAGAAGGCUCACCCGGGCUGCAAGGCUCUUAUCCUCGUUGAUAACUCCCAAGGCCACUCUGCAUAUGCAGAUGACGCUUUGCGAGUCUCCGAGAUGAACCUCGGUCCCGGUGGGAAGCAGCCACGUAUGCGUGACGGCUGGUAUGUCGACGCGAACGGCACACGCGUCGCACAGACCAUGCUUCUGCCAGCUGAUUAUCACGACGAUAAACUCGCGGGCGGACCGCGUGGCAUGGAGAGCGUUCUCCGUGAGCGCGGGCUCUGGCCACGCGGGGGAUUGCGCAGGAUCUGCGACAAGAAGCGACACGGUGGUUGUUCCGAGGACGAAAACAAACACUGUUGUGCAACCCGUGCCCUCUCGUUGCAGCCCGACUUCUUGGAACAGAGGUCUUUGGUCGAAGAGGUGAUCCAUGCUGCUGGUCAUUUCUGCAUCUUCCUCCCGAAGUACCAUUGUGAAAUUAAUUUCAUUGAGUACUUCUGGGGGGCCGUCAAGCGCUACCUUCGCGAGCACUGUGACUAUGAGUUUGAGACCCUUCGGCAGAAUAUGCCGAAGGCCCUCGAGUCCGUUCCGCUCGAGCUCAUUCGUAAAUUCGAACAUCGUGCAUGGCGAUUCAUUGAUGCCUAUGCAGAGGGUCUCGGUGCGAAGGAUGCUCUCAAGAAGGUGAAGGAGCACAGCUCGCGCCGUUACAAGUCUCACCGUCGUAUUCCGGAGGGUCUCGCACAAGCAAUGGACACUUGA